Molecule: messenger RNA, 1650 nt
Organism: Lachnellula hyalina
Lineage: Eukaryota; Fungi; Ascomycota; Leotiomycetes; Helotiales; Lachnaceae
Product: putative MFS-type transporter protein
Exons: 5
Coding region: 1-1650 (549 amino acids)
Biological process (GO): transmembrane transport
Cellular component (GO): membrane
Molecular function (GO): transmembrane transporter activity
Source: RefSeq, a predicted model, not a curated record
AUGUCGCACGAGCAUGAGCAUAACGCAUCGAUAGCUGAGACUGGGACCCGGGUGCAGGAUCCUGACACUGAUACGGUGGGAAAGACUGCGAUGGUUGGUGAGGAGUUGAACUCGAAUGCGAAUUCGAAGGACGAGGGCGAGGGCGGGUCGCUGGCUGCUGUUGGUGAUGUAGCUGCUCUGCCCACGGGAACCAUUGAUCCUGUCUAUGAGGCCAAAGCGAAAGUCUUGAAUCACGCAAUCCAGGAAAUUGGAAUGGGCAAGUAUAACUGGCAGCUCUUUGUCGUGGUGGGGUUCGGGUGGGCAAAUGAUAAUAUGUGGCCCAUUGUCACGUCUCUGAUCUUAAAACCGAUAUCAAAUGAGUUCAACCCCUCUCGCCCACCGCUUCUCUCACUCUCUCAGAAUAUCGGUCUCCUGGCUGGGGCGGUAUUCUGGGGCUUCGGAUGUGACAUCUGGGGCAGAAAAUGGGCUUUCAAUUUCACGCUUGGUGUGACUGCAGUUUUUGGCCUCAUUGCUGCUGGGUCCCCCAACUUUGCCGCCAUUGGCAUUUUCGCUGCCCUGUGGAGCUUUGGCGUCGGUGGUAACCUCCCAGUUGACUCGGCUGUUUUCCUGGAAUUCCUCCCGGGUUCUCAUCAAUGGCUGUUGAAUGCCUUGUCGAUUGAUUGGGCUUUUGCUCAACUCAUAGCUACUGCCAUUGCUUGGCCACUCUUAGGAGAUCUCACUUGUGAAGAAGAGGAAACUUGCACCAAGUCGAACAAUAUGGGAUGGAGAUAUUUUGUGAUUGCUAUGGGAGGGAUUUCUAUGCUUGAGUUUAUCAUCCGUUUUGUUUUCUUUACGAUUCAUGAAUCCCCCAAGUAUUUGAUGGGCAAGGGACGAGAUGAGGAUGCGGUGAGAGUCGUCCAUGAUGUUGCACGAAGAAAUGGGAAGGUUUCCAGCCUGACUAUUGAAGAUCUCAGAGCCUGCGAGUCCUUGGGAGCUGGUGGAGCUAUUCAAACCGACAGUGCGGCUCAACUCAAACGCAAGCUCGAAAAGCUAAGCCUAGUUCAUGUCAAAGCACUCUUCGCCACGCCGAAACUGGCAUUCUCCACUUCCCUAAUCAUGCUUAUUUGGGCCCUCAUCGGAUUGGCAUUUCCGUUGUACAAUGCCUUCCUCCCAUUCAUCCAAGCUUCUCGCGGAGCAAAAUUCGGCGAUGGGUCUACAUACAUUACCUAUCGCGACUCGAUGAUCAUCGCAUCAUUAGGCAUUCCCGGGGUGCUUUUAGGUUGUUUCCUCAUCGAACUUCCAAGAUUCGGAAGAAAGGGAACUCUUGCUGUUUCUACAGCCCUUACUGGGGUGUUCUUGUACGGUUCUACGUCGGCUUUAAGUUCAAAUGCUUUGCUGGGGUGGAAUUGCGCCUACAAUUUCUGCAGUAACGUCAUGUACGCUGUUCUCUAUGCAUAUACCCCGGAGAUCUUCCCUACCAAAGACAGAGGGACUGGAAAUGCCCUGACGGCAUCGGCCAACAGAAUUUUCGGCAUCAUGGCACCUAUCAUUGCAAUGUUUGCGAAUCUCGAGACAUCUGCACCGGUAUAUACAAGCGGGGCUCUUUUUAUCCUCGCCGGUGUACUAGCGCUUGUCAUGCCAUAUGAGUCUCAAGGGAAAGCAAGUCUAUAA